ACUCAAAACAACGUAUUUGAAAAGCAAAGCAUAUCUCUAUUAACUGUUAUGCAUUGCCAACAACAGUCUUCCUUGGAUACCCAUAUCAAGAAUCUUUAAUUUCCUAUAAAUUAAAAAAAAAAAUUAAAAAUUGAAAUAAACCCACGAGCCAAAAUAGCCAACAUUCAUCACCAUGACGAGCAAAUCUCUCUCUCCCUGUGCGUACACAUCACAACCCUAAUUUAGGUAAUGUGUGUUGAGCAAACAGUUCGGUGAACCAAUCACAGCCCUCCACGCAGAAAUCAGAAAAUCAUUUCAUUGUGGAAAAAAGAAGCGGUGGUUUGGGUCUACUUGCUUCAUAAUUCAAUUACUGUGGGGGAGUUUUCUCUGAAAUUGUUCUAGUGAGAGAAAGAGAUAGAGAGAGAGAGAGAUGGGUCUGCUGACAAACAGAGUGAAGAGGAGUGAGAUCAAGCCUGGAGAUCAUAUCUAUACUUACAGAGCAGUCUUUGCUUACUCCCAUCAUGGCAUCUUUGUUGGGGGUAGCAAAGUGGUUCAUUUCACCCGACUCGAAACCAACACCUCUUCCUCGUCCAACAACGAAGCGGACAGUCUCACCGAAGAAUGUCUAAAGUACCCCGACUGUGGUUUCCGACAGCCAAACAGCGGGGUCGUUUUAUCGUGUCUCGACUGCUUCCUUAAAAACGGUGCCCUUUACUCUUUCGAGUACAAUGUCACUCCAUCUCUUUUCCUCGCCAAAGUACGAGGUGGCACAUGCACAACUGCCGCCUCGGACCCACCCGAAACAGUCAUUCAUCGAGCAAUGCACCUAUUUCAAAACGGAUUUGGUAACUACGACGUUUUUCAGAACAACUGUGAGGAUUUCGCACUGUACUGCAAAACGGGGCUUCUCACGGUCGAUAGGCUCGGUGUGGGAAGAAGCGGGCAGGCUUCGUCUGUGAUCGGUGCACCUCUGGCGGCACUUCUUUCUUCCCCACUGAAAUUGCUAAUGCCAAGUCCCGUUGGUUUGGCUACUGUGACAGCAGGUAUGUACUGUGUGAGUAGAUAUGCAACUGAUAUUGGUGUCCGAAGUGAUGUUAUUAAGGUCGCUGUGGAGGAUCUUGCUGUCAAUCUUGGUUGGGGUAAUAACGAAGCCGAAAAUGUGAGUACUAAUCGGCAACCAGGUGAUCUAAUCUCAUUGGAUUAGAUUUAUAUAUAUGUGAAGUUUUAAUAUUUGAGAAAAUUCAUAGUAAGUCUUGUUUAUGGUGUUAGAUGCGAUAGAAACUCGUGUUUGUUGUUGAUUUCGUUACAAGUGAUUUACGAGUUGGGAUUUGAGUUGUUUUCUUGGUUUA
Erythranthe guttata (spotted monkey flower) is the source of this 1328-nucleotide messenger RNA. Its product is annotated as protein LEAD-SENSITIVE 1. The record is from RefSeq and is a predicted model, not a curated record. NCBI's taxonomy places the organism in Eukaryota, Viridiplantae, Streptophyta, Magnoliopsida, Lamiales, Phrymaceae.